AUGGCGGCUAAGUACGGCCUAAUGCUACAUCAGAUGGACGUCAAGACAGCGUUUCUUAACGGCUCCCUCAACGAAGACAUCUACAUGGACCAGCCGGACGGAUACCUGGAUGCAACACAGCCGGACUAUGUGUGCAAGCUAAAGAGAUCACUCUACGGCUUGAAGCAAUCGCCUCGCAUGUGGAACCAAACAAUCGAUGGGUUCAUGAUCAAGAUGGGAUUCAAGAAGUGCGAAUCGGACCACUGCAUCUACAUCAAGCGAGACGACCAAGACAUGAUUCUCGUGGUGCUCUACGUCGAUGAUCUCAUCCUGGCCAGCAGCAACAACGAACUCCUCAAGUCGACCAAGAUGGCGCUGAGCAAACGCUUCGAAAUGACGGAUCUUGGUGAGCUCGAUUACUUUCUCGGCAUGGAGAUCAAGAACGACCGUAAGACGGGAAUGGUGACUGUACAACAAACCAAGUUUCUCAAGUCCGUGUUAACCAAGUUCGGAAUGGAUAACAGCAAGCCAGUGAAGACGCCUCAAGAUCCCGGCCUGAAGCUAACCAAGAACAUGUGUGAACAAGAAUGCAAGCACGAAGACACCAUGUGCAACGUGCCAUAUCGAAGUGCUGUCGGAGGCAUCAUGUAUCUCAUGGUCGCCACACGUCCGGAUCUAGCUGCUGCAGUGGGAUCAUUAUCCCAGUUCUCGUCCGACCCAUGCCCGACUCACUGGCAAGCUUUGAAGCGUGUGCUGAGAUACCUGCAAGCAACGCCCAAUCAUGGUCUUGAGUUUACACGUGAAGAAGGAAGCCGUAUCUGCGGGUACACCGACGCAGACUGGGCCGGCGACAUUGAGUCAAGACGAAGUACAAGCGGCAAUGUGUUCAUGAUGAGCGGAGGAUGCAUCAGCUGGAAAAGCCAGAAACAACGGACGGUCGCGCUAUCUUCAACAGAAGCAGAAUACAUGGCGCUUUCCGAAGCAACCAAAGAAGCAGUAUGGCUCAAAGUGCUUUUGGGGAACUUGGUGAGAUGA
Molecule: messenger RNA, 1014 nt
Organism: Peronospora matthiolae
Lineage: Eukaryota; Oomycota; Peronosporomycetes; Peronosporales; Peronosporaceae
Source: the annotation of a GenBank genome assembly